AUGUCAACUGAUCCAGAACUUGGUUCCCUUCCCUCUUCUUCCUCUUCUUCCUCUGCUACGUCGGUCCCUGCGUCCUCCUUUGUUCCUCCUUGUCUCGGUCCCUCAGGAGGCGUCUCUUGUGUGGCGCCGUGGGGCUCUUCUUCGCCGCUCUACCGUCCACCAACUUCGUUUUCUUCGCCUGCAGGCCGCGCACCUCCCGGCGUCUGCUGCGUCGCGCCGUGGGCGUCUGCCUCGCUUCCCGCUCAUCCGCUCUCGGGUGUACAUCCACCUGGCAGCUCGCUCGCGGGGAUGUCCGGGGCGGUCCCGCCCCCAGAGAGUGUCGCGGCGGGGCGCGACGAAGAACUGCAUGCUUGCAAAAAGCGCAUUCGGACCCUCCAGGACCUCAGUGUGUGGACAGCUAGCCACAGCUACCAGGCCUUCACGCGCUUCCUGCGCCGCCUCUCGGCCGCUGUCGUCGACAAGAAAGCAGUGACUCGGCGAGAAGACGGCGACGAACCAAAGCUGGACGAAGGCCCAGAGGAUACAGCAGCUGAGGCGAGGCGAAGAGCCGAGGCCGAGGCGCGUGCCGUCGUCGAACUGGGCAGCAAGCAAAACUCGCGAGAAGGAAAGCGCGUCGUCGCAAGUGAAAACGUCGUCGUGCUCCUCGAGAUUCUCGCGACGUUGAAGGCGUGGGUCGGUGAAAUUCCCCCGAUCGAACAGCCGAUGCGAUUUGGAAACCGAGCCUUCAGGACGUGGAUGGGCCGCCUAAACGAGCGAUGCAAGUCCCUCCUGGAGCCUCUCGUGCCGUCGGACCCCUUUCCGCCUCCUGCCUCGCUCUCGAUUGGGCCGAUCCCCGAGCAGGAAGAACUGCCUUCUUUGUCUCCGUCCACGUCUUCUCCUGACUCGUAUUCUCCUGGCAACUCAACGUGCAUGCAAGAGGCGCCUGCAAUGGCGGCGAAGAUGCGCGGCGAAGAAGAGACAGAAGAAACCGACAAAGAGAAGACCGCGGAGGGAAACGAAAAGAAGAGGAUCCGAGAAGCUCUCCUUGAUGAACUGACAGACUACUUCAGCCACGCAUUCGGGGAUCCGCAAAGAAUCGACUACGGCACGGGCCAUGAGGUGUCUUUCGCCCUCUUCCUGUUUGUUCUCUUUGAAUCGAAAAUCCUCGCAGACCACUCUGACGACGCAGCUGCGGUCCUCCUCGUCUUUGCGCAAUACGUUGAAGUCUGUCACGCCUUGCAGACGACGUAUUGUCUCGAGCCGGCGGGGAGUCGCGGCGCGUGGGGCCUCGACGACUUUCACUUUCUUCCUUUUCUCUUCGGCGCAGCUCAGCUGGCCGAGAACCAUUUCAUUAACCCCGCAGAGGUUGCAGAUAUGGAAAUCGUCAAGGAAUUUGCACCCUCGAAUCUGUACUUUUCUUCCAUUCAGUACAUCAUGGAGGUGAAAAGGGGUGUCCCGUUCUCAGAGUGUGCCCCGAUGCUCUACGACAUCUCCGGCGUAAGCACGUGGCGCAAAAUCCACAGCGGGCUUCUCAAGAUGUACGAGGGCGAGGUGCUCAACAAGUUCCCGAUUGCUCAGCACUUUCUCUUCGGCUCGUACUUUCCUUUUCCUUCUCUGCCAAAGCCGGCAGGCUCUUGA
This is a messenger RNA of Neospora caninum, 1617 nucleotides long. Its product is annotated as putative phosphotyrosyl phosphatase activator. Bases 1 to 1617 code for a protein of 538 amino acids. The record is from RefSeq and is a predicted model, not a curated record. NCBI's taxonomy places the organism in Eukaryota, Apicomplexa, Conoidasida, Eucoccidiorida, Sarcocystidae. Gene Ontology annotation, cellular component: protein phosphatase type 2A complex; cytoplasm; nucleus. Gene Ontology annotation, molecular function: peptidyl-prolyl cis-trans isomerase activity; protein tyrosine phosphatase activator activity. The transcript has 6 exons. Gene Ontology annotation, biological process: mitotic spindle organization.